AUGGCCAAGCAGCAGGCGUGGCCGCGCGGCGAGUCUGAUGUGGCCUCUUCCUUGAAUCGCUACGCCCACUCGCAGUCGGGGCCGUUUGCCGAGUCUUCAUCCACCCCCCACCAGCCGUUCCGCCCUGAAAUGGUGUCCAGUACGAGCGGCGGCCGCAACCACGACGGUGAAACGCCGCCGACGGUCAUGAACCGCAGCAACCCGGCGUUUUUAAACAAGCUGCAGAGCAUGGUCGACGAUCCCAAGACGGACGAAUUUAUCCGCUGGUCACCCGCGGGCGACACAUUCCUCGUGCCAAACCACGUCAAGUUUGGCGACGAAGUCUUGCCGUGCUUCUUUAAGCACAACAACUUUAGCUCAUUUGUGCGCCAGCUCAAUAUGUAUGGCUUUCACAAGGUGCCUCACCUACAGCAGGGCGCGCUGAAGCACGAGCAGCCGUCGCAGAACGAGCUCUGGGAGUUUUCGCACCCCUACUUUUUGCGCGACAAGCCCGAGCUGCUGUCCAAGGUGCAGCGCAAGCGCAGCGGCAAGGAGCGCGACCAGGCCAGUGCACAGGUGCACGACGAGACACCGGGGAUGACGGCAAUGAGCAACGCCCUCACCCGCGGCGACUUUCACCACAGCCUCGGCGAUCCAAACGACAUGAGCGGCGCAGUGACGCCAGUGCAGCUCAACAACCUAAUGGCCGCGAUCCAGGGCAUCAAGAACAACCAGCGCACGCUCAUCGACGAAAUCUCACAGCUGCAGCACUCGAGCCAGGCGCUCUGGCAACAGGGGCUCGAGAACCGGCAGCAGACGCGCCGGCAGCAGGACACGAUCAACCGCAUCCUGCGCUUCAUGUCGAGCGUCUUUGGCUCGUCCAACGUCGGGGAUAUGCUGCAGAACCAGAGCGCGGACGCGUCGCACGCGACCGAGGGACAGACCGACAAGGACAUGCGCUUUACCCCGCACAACUCCGCGAUGGGCACGCCCAAGCAGGCGCCGGUGCGCCCGCCCAAGCGCCCACGCCUCCUCAUCGGGCAUUCGGGCAAUGUGGACGAGCCGAUGGACGACGGCGAAGUGGAAGAGAACCAGGAUCACGAUGGCGACUUUUCGCGCUUCACCGAGGCCAACAGCGACAACGAGUCGAGCCCGCCCAACACCUGGAGCCAGAUCAGCGAGCGGAACUCGCCGGACUCGGCGAAAGAUACCCCCAACCGCUCGUCCCAGUCGUCGACGCCGCGCAACGGCAACCGCAUCGUGCCACAGACGCCGCUGCAGUCGAGCCAGGCACUGGUCAAUGCACUGUCGACGCCGGGCGAAAACAAUGCGUGGCUCUCCUCGCUCCUUGCCUCGCAGUCGCCCGAGAACCAGCAGGCAGGUCGCUUCGAUCCGCAGGUACUCGCUGCUUUGCAGAAUGCCUUGGCCGACUCGGCGAACGGCAGUGCGGACGGCAGCCAGGUGCCAGAUCUGAGCGCGCUCAACAUACCCAACACGGCACAGGGCGCGUGGCCAGAGGGCGAUGUGCCGAACGGCAUGACGCAGUGGGCACAGAAUGCGAUGCCGUCGCACGCCCUCGUUCCCUCCCCGCGCCCGAACCAUUAUCUCUCCACUCAGGAAAACACAAACAACGCGUUUCCGCUGCCCGAGGAACAGUUUGCCCAGGACGUCCAGCGGGUCAACCGCGGCGUGCAGUCGAGCGCGGACCAGACCGCCAAGCUCCAAAAUUCGAUCAACCAGCUGGUACAGGGGCUGCGCCUCGACCCCAGUGCGCCGCAGCCCAAUGCGGCCAAGCCCGCGAUGCCGGUCGAGCCGGCGGCGCACGCAGGCAUGUCCAACAUGGCCCUCCCGUCGUCGUACGUCGCCUCGACCCAGGCGCCGGCUGCGCCGUCGCCAGGCGCGUCGGGCGAUUUCGAUCUGGACUCGUUCCUGAAUCAGUUUGUCGACCCGAUGAGCGCAGGCGGCUCGGGACAGUCGCCGUUUCCGGGCGCGACACCAUCGCCGCUCCAUGGCAACACACCUACGCCGAUGCCCGAGGACCAUGCAUCGGACUCAGUCACUACGGCUCCGGAGGAAAAAGGGACAUCUUCGUAA
This is a messenger RNA of Malassezia japonica, 2073 nucleotides long. It is a transcript of the gene CTA8, whose product is annotated as Heat shock transcription factor. Gene Ontology annotation, biological process: regulation of DNA-templated transcription. The record is from RefSeq and is a predicted model, not a curated record. The coding region runs from base 1 to 2073 and encodes 690 amino acids. The transcript has a single exon. Lineage: Eukaryota; Fungi; Basidiomycota; Malasseziomycetes; Malasseziales; Malasseziaceae. Gene Ontology annotation, molecular function: DNA-binding transcription factor activity; sequence-specific DNA binding.